Messenger RNA from Perca fluviatilis (European perch), 2103 nucleotides. RefSeq lists its product as uncharacterized. Gene Ontology annotation, molecular function: ubiquitin-protein transferase activity. The coding region runs from base 39 to 1358 and encodes 439 amino acids. The transcript is spliced from 12 exons. The record is from RefSeq and is a predicted model, not a curated record. Lineage: Eukaryota; Metazoa; Chordata; Actinopteri; Perciformes; Percidae.
AAGGGAAUGUACCACAUACCGGAAGUGACACGGAAGUGAUGAGCGUGGUCUUUUCGUGUUGUUGUUGUGGAGUUUAUGGCGUCAAAGAAGUUUAUGGUGACCGCCCGAACAUGGACUGCGGCCGAGGGAUGUUUUGCCCGUUUUGUGGCAAACACAUGAACAGCUUAACGCGGUUUUGCUUUACGUGUGGUCGGUGUUUGGAGUUUUUAAAGGACGCGGACAAGACGGAAACAUUGGAAACACAGGGGACGUCUCGACAGCCGGACAGUGCUAUGCAAACAGAACAACCAUGCCCAUCAUACAAACAGUUCAUGGAGUACAGAAGCUCGAAAUCAAAAGAACGACAGUCUUUUACCUAUGGGCCAAAAGGAAGAUAUAGGCCUAAAGAAAGAAAACACGUCCAGAUAAACGUAGGAUUGAUGGUGCCAAAUGGAACUGAUUUAAAACCUCUAAGAGGGAAAACACUACCGUUAUUUACAGACCCAGAGGUAGCAGCACCUGAUCUACUGAAACAAGCUGUCCAGAAAAUGACAACAUUUAACAAGGACAUGCACGAAGGACCUUAUGUCCUUUUGUAUCCAGACUGCUCAGAGGUGGUUCAUGUGCCUGGGUCAGAAAGGCCAUUCAAAUUGGCAGAAUAUAAAAAGGAAAUAGGAAAGGCAUAUUCCAGGAUCACUUUUUACAUUUGCCUAGAAAAACACCAUAAAAGAGUGGAUGAUACCUCAGACUCUGAUUCUGAAAUUGUCAUCACAACAAGGAGCAAAGCUGAACUCAAUCGUGCUGACACUUUGGUUUUUGAACCACAAAAUCGAAGUACUCCCAAACACAAGCUGGACGAUGAAAGAGAUGCACCAGGACAAUCAACAAUUCAGCCAGGACAGAUAGUAAUAUCUGAUGCUGAGGAUCUGGAUCCACCUGAAGCAAAUCCAGAAAAAAUGUCUUGCUACAGUAAAUACACAGACCUGUUUUCACCAAAUGUUGAGCCGGAGGACGAAGAGCCGGUUGCUGUCAAUGCGAAGAAUUUCCAACACACAGCAAUGGAGGAGACGGACAUUGCAUUACCUGACAUCGUAGCAAACUUGUCUCUUCCUAUUGAUCAUAAAAAAGUCAGCCGGUUUAACAUCUCAAGGGCUAAUGUUUGGGAUGGGGCAGUCAGAGGUUUCAAGCGUACAACAUAUUCUGAAACCUGUGACAUGCUGGUGAAAUUUACUGAUGAUACUGGUGUUCUGGAAGAGGGAAUUGACACUGGUGGUCCAAGACGAGAGUUUUUAACUCUACUGAUGAAACACCUAAAAGACCGGCCCAUUUUUGAUGGACCAGAAGGACAUCGGUUCUUGGUCUACAAUGCAAAGGAUUGAGAAUGCUGCUUCAUUGGAUGCUCUGCAAGAAUGUAUGAUGAGACACAGCACAAUGUUACAGACAGCAGGUUGUCUGAGACAUGUUGCUACUGUGGAAGAAAAGAAAGGAAUCGUGUCAGACUACCUCCAAUGGUAUAUUAUUGACCGCAACUCAUCUGUAAUUGACAGAUUCAGAGAUGGUCUUUCAACCCUGGAGUUUUUGACUGCACUACAGCAACACCCUACUUUGCUGGCCCCUGUCAUGUGCCACUCUGAAAGGCGACUCACUGCUUUUGAACUUGAGAGACUCUUCAAACCUGACCUCAGUCCUUCGGGGAGUAAUCGAAGACUUAAAGAAAGUCAAACCAUGGCCUACUGGGCAGACUAUCUCCUCGAUUGUGAAGAAGGCCAGGCUGCUGUGUCUGUGGAAGAUGUUUUGAUGUUUGCUACUGGGCUGUCUUCACUUCCCCCAUCUGGCUUGGAACCACUGCCACAAAUAGAGUUCCUGGAUGACUCUGCGUUCCCAAUGGCAAAUACAUGUUCAAACUCCUUGAGAUUACCACUCCUAGACUCAUACACUUUGUUUAAGUCACAAAUGGACUUUGGAAUUCAAAAUAGUCCAGGAUUCGGCUGUUUCUAAGCUAUAUGAUGGAUGACCCCUAGAGUUAAGACUCUGAAAAAGUUGUUGUUGUUAAAGGUUAGGGUUGGGCAUCAUUUAGAUUUUAACGAUUCUGAUUCCAAUUCCGAUUCUUCCUUUUGAUUCCGG